AUGAGCCACUGGAUCGUCACUCUCCUUGCCUUCGUCUUUGUUGCCGGCGCGUUCGCCGCCCUCUCCACUGGAGGACUCGAUUCGGAGGCAUCGGCUGACGUCGCCUCGUACGUCAUGCCGUUCUACGGCAUGGAGAAGAAAUGGUCUCGCCGCGAGCCAAGCAUCAGGUAAUCAAACAUGCCUAUGCCCACGCAGAGACCCAUUGUGACGUUUCCAGGUUCUUCAAGCGCAACGGAGGCGGAAGCGGACAGGACCUCCCGCUUUCCAGAUUCUGGUGGGACAACUGA
This is a messenger RNA of Caenorhabditis sp. 36 PRJEB53466, 287 nucleotides long. Lineage: Eukaryota; Metazoa; Nematoda; Chromadorea; Rhabditida; Rhabditidae. The record is from the annotation of a GenBank genome assembly.